CGUUCGGUAACAUCUCUUUAAAAUUUGUUUUCACGAAAUCACAUCCAAGCAGUCUUCGAGAAUAUUGUAAGACUAUUUAUGGGAAGUUUUAUUUUGGUUGGGUUUGUGUAUGUCGUGAUUUGAAUCUCUAGAUAACUCGCUAUCUUUGUUUUUUGUGUGUUUUGAGCCCGGGCGUCCAUUUAAAUGUAACCUGCCCUCCCCCGUAAGGUGCCGCGGCCCUAACAAAAGAUGGCGGCGUUCUUCGUUCACGUCUGCAGAUUCGGUGGUUGCGGGUUGACCUUCCCUUCCCUGGGCGACCUCAUACUCCACAUCGAGGACCAACAUAUAGAAUCGGACCCACUGACACUGGAGAAACAGGAGUUACAGCAGCCGUCCUCGCUCGCUCUGAGCUACAUCCACCGCUUCAUCACGGACGCGGCCCGGCGGGAACAGCUGGAGAACCUGAAGCGGAAACCUUCGCAGCGAGCGCUCUCUCCGGUGGCAGCUAUCAGGAGCAUCACUCCCACAGGGAGUGAGUUUGACGAUGAUGACCUGUCUAGCGAGUCUUCAGACAGCGACAACUCGUGGACCACGAGCGAUGACUUCACCUCCGAACUCAUCCUCAACUCCAUGACUCCAUCCAGUAAUGAGGAGAAACCAUUCGCCUGUCCAAUUCCAGGGUGCAAGAAAAGAUACAAGAACGUGAACGGUAUCAAAUACCACGCCAAGAACGGACACAGAAACGACGGCAAGAUCAGGAAGGCGUAUCGCUGCCACUGCGGAAAGAGUUACAAAACUACUCAGGGUCUGAAAAAUCACACGCUAUCCCAGCAUCCACCGAUAUCGCGCCAGUUGUCGGGGGCAACGCAAGUUGGACACGCCCUGAUGCCGAUGCUCCAGCAUCCGGAGAUGGCCAACUAGUAGCGGUUAGGAAAACGUGGGAACUUCGACUCACCCAAAACUCAUUCUCCUACGUAGAGACAUCCAACAGCGCCAGCAACUGCCUCUUGUCUGUACUCUGCUAUCUCAACCAUCACCAUCUGUUCCUGACCCCCUUGCUUAUUGAU
Branchiostoma floridae (Florida lancelet) is the source of this 1046-nucleotide messenger RNA. Its product is annotated as juxtaposed with another zinc finger protein 1-like. Bases 229 to 900 code for a protein of 223 amino acids. The transcript has 4 exons. Gene Ontology annotation, cellular component: nucleus. The record is from RefSeq and is a predicted model, not a curated record. NCBI's taxonomy places the organism in Eukaryota, Metazoa, Chordata, Leptocardii, Amphioxiformes, Branchiostomatidae.